UGGCAGUGGGGUAAGUGGAGGUUGGGUGGCUCCGACUCUCUGACGCCAGUGAGACCAGAUCAAUCCAGGCGCAGCGGAGGAGCGAGCGCUGGGCUGCUAAGCGGCGGCUCUGGAAGCGAGAGCGGAAAAGCAGCGGCGGCAGCGGGUGGGACUUUGCCCGCCUGUCCAAGCAGCUGCGACGCGCUGCCCGGCGCUUUGCAUGAUCUUUUCCUUAUUCCCUCGCCUCGCCCCUCGCGGACAGCUGUUCUGUAGGUACCUGGCUAAGACGUGGAACUCCAAAGACAUCUAUCAGACUGGAAUGUUGGGUUCAUUUUGCAAGAAUUCGGAAUUGGGAAAGAUCAUCUGAAUUUGUUCUGGACAGUUGUUGGAAGGAGAUAUAGAAAUUGUGCUCCAAUACUUUCCUUCUAACUAAUCACUAUGAAUGUGACAAGUUUGUUCUCCUUUACAAGCCCAGCUGUUAAAAGACUGCUGGGUUGGAAGCAAGGGGAUGAAGAGGAAAAAUGGGCAGAGAAAGCUGUUGAUGCCUUAGUUAAAAAACUUAAGAAGAAAAAAGGAGCAAUGGAAGAGUUGGAAAAAGCAUUAAGUUGUCCUGGUCAGCCAAGCAACUGUGUUACAAUUCCUCGUUCCUUAGAUGGCAGACUUCAGGUUUCUCAUCGCAAGGGGCUUCCCCAUGUAAUUUAUUGUCGUGUGUGGCGCUGGCCCGAUCUUCAGAGCCAUCAUGAACUUAAACCAUUGGAAUGCUGCGAGUUUCCCUUUGGUUCAAAACAGAAGGAAGUCUGCAUCAAUCCCUAUCAUUACAAACGAGUGGAAAGCCCAGUUCUUCCUCCUGUGCUUGUUCCUAGACACAGUGAAUACAACCCUCAGCACAGUCUCCUGGCUCAAUUUCGCAACUUGGGACAAAACGAGCCUCAUAUGCCACAUAAUGCUACUUUUCCAGACUCUUUCCAGCAACCCAACAGUCAUCCAUUCCCCCAUUCACCAAACAGUAGCUAUCCAAAUUCGCCUGGAAGCAGCAGUGGUACCUACCCUCAUUCACCUGCCAGCUCUGACCCAGGAAGCCCUUUUCAGAUGCCAGCUGAUACUCCCCCUCCUGCUUAUCUACCUCCAGAAGAUCAGAUGACCCAGGAUGGUUCACAACCAAUGGAUACCAAUAUGAUGGCACCUUCAAUUCCUUCAGAAAUAAACAGAGGAGAUGUUCAGGCAGUUGCUUAUGAAGAGCCAAAACACUGGUGCUCUAUUGUCUAUUACGAACUCAAUAAUCGUGUUGGAGAGGCAUUUCAUGCCUCUUCCACAAGUUUGUUGGUGGAUGGCUUCACUGAUCCCUCAAAUAACAAGAACAGGUUUUGCCUGGGGCUCUUGUCAAAUGUUAACCGGAAUUCUACUAUUGAGAAUACUAGGCGGCAUAUUGGCAAAGGAGUUCAUUUGUAUUAUGUUGGCGGAGAAGUCUAUGCAGAGUGCCUUAGUGACAGUAGUAUAUUUGUGCAAAGUCGAAAUUGCAAUUACCAUCAUGGCUUUCAUCCAACUACCGUCUGCAAAAUUCCGAGUGGCUGCAGCUUAAAAAUUUUCAACAAUCAAGAAUUCGCUCAACUUUUAGCUCAGUCAGUGAACCAUGGUUUUGAAACUGUGUAUGAACUCACUAAGAUGUGCACUAUUCGUAUGAGUUUUGUAAAGGGUUGGGGAGCUGAAUAUCACCGGCAAGAUGUCACAAGCACACCAUGUUGGAUUGAAAUUCAUUUGCAUGGUCCUCUUCAAUGGCUGGAUAAAGUUCUUACACAGAUGGGCUCUCCUCAUAACCCAAUCUCUUCUGUUUCUUAAAAUAAUUCUGAAUUUCAGAAUCUAGUGAGCCUUGCAUGUACUUGAAGGAUGUAUGAGUCAGACACAUGUGCAAAACUGGCAGCAGCCUUUAUUAUACUUGAUAUCUGUGACCAAUUGUUAGAUCAGGAAGAAAGGUCCUAUUAAAUUACUAAGUUAUUUUAAAAAAUUCAGUUUUCACAAUAGUAAUCUCUUUCCAAUCUUUAGGCGGGGGAUUGUAAAAGCUAGGGAUGGCCAACUUAAUGUCAAUUGAAUACUGUUCUCAAGCAGUUUUAUUUAACUCACUAAGCUGUUUCACCUGGACUAUCGUCAAUUCAUCCCCUCUUUUGCCGAGAUUGCCCUACCCCUCACAGAACUACCGUCCAACUAUGGACAGCUCCAGAGUUUUCUGGGUUUUGCCAGCUUUUAUCGUC
Molecule: messenger RNA, 2225 nt
Organism: Protobothrops mucrosquamatus (brown spotted pit viper)
Lineage: Eukaryota; Metazoa; Chordata; Lepidosauria; Squamata; Viperidae
Gene: SMAD1
Product: SMAD family member 1
Exons: 7
Coding region: 418-1815 (465 amino acids)
Biological process (GO): BMP signaling pathway; cell differentiation; regulation of transcription by RNA polymerase II
Cellular component (GO): heteromeric SMAD protein complex
Molecular function (GO): RNA polymerase II cis-regulatory region sequence-specific DNA binding; DNA-binding transcription factor activity, RNA polymerase II-specific; I-SMAD binding
Source: RefSeq, a predicted model, not a curated record